CUAGGUUGCUUAAAGGUACAGCUGAUCCUUAACCUUUUGUGUUUCUAAUUGCAGGAGGUCUACCGGAUCCCAAAGAAGAGCCAAGUGGAAAAGGAGAGCAGCGAUCAUGGGAGAGAGAUGAUGGGCCGAGAGCCCCCGACUGCUCUCAAAAAUCAGAACAGAGAGCGGGAGCUGGAAAGGCAGAACAAAGAGAAAAAAAAACGGAGGGAGUCCUUGUCGCCCCCGUCGGCCUACGAACGAGGCACCAAGCGACCGGAUGACCGCUACGACACGCUGGCCACGGGUUCGAAGAAGAAGGUCCGCCUGAAGGACCGCAGCAAGCUGUCCACCGAGGAACGGCGGAAGCUCUUUGAGCAGGAGGUCGCCCAGCGCGAGGCACAGAAGCAGCAGCAGCAGCAGCUGCAGAGCCUGGGCAUGGCGUCCCCGCUGCCCUACGACUCCCUGGGCUACGGGGCCUCCCACCCCCCGUUCAUGGGUUACCCCCCAGGCUACCCCAUGCAGGCCUACGUGGACCCCAGCAACCCCAACGCUGGCAAGGUGCUCCUUCCCACCCCCAGCAUGGAGCCCAUGUGCUCGCCGGCCUCCUACGAGCCCUCGCAGACUCUGGUGGGCCACGCCAUGGAGCCCGGCCUGGCCACCUCACAGCCUGUGCCGGUGGUCCAGCAUGUAGCAGCCCCCCUGGAGGUGUCCACGCCCCAGUACGUGGCCCCGAGUGACCCCAUGGUCCACCAGGAGCCCGGCGUGGCUGUCUUGCCCGUGGCAGCGCCUGGUCCGGUCCAGGGACAAAGCUACGGCGUCUGGGACUCCAGCCAGACAACCGUGGCAGUGCAGCCCCCCUACUCGCCGGCUCAGUCUCAGCCCACCAUCUAUUACCAAGGACAGGCCUGCCCAACGGUCUACGGAGUCACCUCGCCUUACUCUCAGGCCACGCAGCCCAUCGUGCAGAGUUACGCCCAGCCAAGUCUUCAGUACAUCCAAGGACAACAGAUUUACACCACUCACCCUCCGAGCGUGGUGGUGCAACCCACAACGGCCGUCGCCACUAUCGUCACCACCGGACAGCCCCCGCCGAUCCAACAGCCAGAACUGGUGGUGGCCAACAACCUACUGGACCUGCCUCCUCCGUCUCCUCCCAAGCCCAAAACCAUCGUCCUGCCCCCCAACUGGAAAACGGCCCGUGAUCCGGAGGGCAAGAUCUACUACUACCACGUGGUCACCAGGCAAACCCAAUGGGACCCUCCCAACUGGGACAGCCCAGAAGAUGAUGCCGGCCUGGAGCACGAAGCCGAAAUGGACCUUGGCACACCGACGUACGACGAAAACCCCAUGAAAUCUUCCAAAAAGCCCAAAACUGCUGAAGCAGACACUUCCAGUGAACUGGCCAAGAAGAGCAAAGAGGUCUUCCGGAAAGAGAUGUCCCAGUUUAUCGUGCAAUGCCUGAACCCCUAUCGCAAACCUGACUGCAAAGUGGGGCGCAUCACCACAACAGAAGACUUCAAGCACCUGGCACGCAAGCUCACCCAUGGCGUGAUGAACAAGGAGCUGAAAUACUGCAAGACGCCGGAAGACCUGGAAUGCAACGAGAACGUCAAGCACAAAACGAAGGAAUACAUCAAGAAAUACAUGCAGAAAUUCGGCACCGUGUACAAACCCAAAGAAGACACCGACAUGGAGUAGGAGGGUGUAUAUAUAUAUAUUGACCCUCUGCUUUUCCUGGGCAGAGUUCACACUGUUACGGAAUACACAAAACACACACACACACACGUUUCGGCCGACACAAACGUCUCCUUUCCAAGCUGGAUCCGGAGACGAGAGUAGCAGCAGAAAGUGGGGCGUUCAAAUGGUUUGCACGCCCCCCCCCCGGCUCACAAGCACCUCACUUUGCAAGAGCCCCCCAAAACUGACCACGGGGCGGUGCUUCCCUUGCGCAACGCAACGCGCGAGUCCACUCCCCCUUUCCCCACGGAGACCUGUAUAAUAUUCUUAUGUGAAU
Molecule: messenger RNA, 1993 nt
Organism: Pseudonaja textilis
Lineage: Eukaryota; Metazoa; Chordata; Lepidosauria; Squamata; Elapidae
Source: RefSeq, a predicted model, not a curated record